AUGCCCAAGCGGAAGGAAGCCAGGUUUGCUCCAUCCGAUUCCACCGGGAACGUUCGAGCUGUGGAUAAUCUUACGAAGUUCGCCAGAUUAUUUCCUGCGAAGACUACUACAAGCAAGAGCGUGCUGAAGGCGUUAGAGCAACUUAUUCUUGAGAGGGACCUUCCCCGAAGAAUUAUCAGUGACCGGGGAACCUGCUUCGCUUCUCACGAGUUUGAAGAAUUUUGCCAGUCAAGGGGAGUACAGCACAUUCUCAACUCGUCCAGACAUUCUCAGGCAAAUGGACAAGUGGAACGCGUGAACCGCGUACUUGAGCCCAUCAUUUCAACUGCCAUCAAGAGGAGAGACCACAAGGACUGGGACGCUGAAAUCCCUAGCAUAGAGAGAGAUUUAAACAACGCAGUAUGCAAAACUACAGACAAGACACCGUUUGAAACAUUGCAUGGCUACUCGCUCAAUUUUUAUGACGGUAGACUACAUCAGUUAGCGGAUGAGAGGAAUGACGCGACGUGGAGCGACCCAAGGAAACUGCAAAAGCAGGCCAGGGAGAAAAUUUUGGAAGAACAAGAGCACAUGAAAGCACACUACGACAAGCGUCACUACAGAGCCACUGAAUAUCAAGUAGGAGAUAUUGUUGUCCUACAGCGUGCUCCUGAGAAGACAGGACAACCUACGAAAACGCAACAGAAGUAUCGAGGACCACUCGUCGUUACUCAGUGUAUUCCAGGAGGCACGUAUCGAGUGAUGGAUUUGAGAGAAGGCGGACGACAGCAUAGGUUCGCUACUACGGCACAUGUCUCGCAGAUGAAACCGUGGGGACACCGCGAGGACCCUUCUAUAGAAGAGGACGAAUCAAACGAAAGUGAUGAAGAAGAGGACGUAGAAUCCCCAGCGAGUCCUCCAAGGCGGUCACCUCGGAAACGCCGAGAGACAAACACCAACGUAUAA
Molecule: messenger RNA, 945 nt
Organism: Ornithodoros turicata
Lineage: Eukaryota; Metazoa; Arthropoda; Arachnida; Ixodida; Argasidae
Exons: 2
Coding region: 1-945 (314 amino acids)
Biological process (GO): DNA integration
Molecular function (GO): nucleic acid binding
Source: RefSeq, a predicted model, not a curated record